Messenger RNA from Tetranychus urticae (two-spotted spider mite), 1858 nucleotides. RefSeq names its product LIM/homeobox protein arrowhead (gene Awh). Gene Ontology annotation, biological process: regulation of transcription by RNA polymerase II; neuron differentiation. Lineage: Eukaryota; Metazoa; Arthropoda; Arachnida; Trombidiformes; Tetranychidae. Gene Ontology annotation, cellular component: nucleus. The record is from RefSeq and is a predicted model, not a curated record. Gene Ontology annotation, molecular function: DNA-binding transcription factor activity, RNA polymerase II-specific; RNA polymerase II transcription regulatory region sequence-specific DNA binding.
GGCGCAACUGCAAGUUUCCUCCAAUUUGUUUGCUCAAUUUAAUCAAAGCCGCAUUUUAACUCAACAACUGUGGCGACUCAGUUUUUAGUGCAACUCAAUGUGAUCAGUAUUUAACAAAUUUAGUUCCAAUGAGUAACUGGUUUCAUGACUAACCUGUGUAUAUUACUGAUAGAGUUUAAACUGAUUAGCCAUGUAAAGGUUGAAAUCACAUUAACUGUUUACUUUUGUGUGUUUGUGCAACUUGACUUUUGGACUCUUUGUAACUUAAUGGCUUUAAACGGACCCUCAACACCCAUCAUUGCAUCAUGUUAUGGAUGUGGACUUUCCUUGGCAACCUCACCGUUAAUCGCCUUAAUAUCGGGUCAUCAUCAUCAAUGGCACACUGAUUGUCUCAGAUGCUCCGAGUGUGAAGAAUCUCUGAGCACUGAACGAUCCUGUUAUCUUAAAAAUGGGCGAAUCUAUUGUAAAAAAGAUUACCUCAAUUUAGUCCGAGCUAAUGUCAAGUGUUCAAAAUGUUUUAGGAUAAUCUCACCAAAUGAUUGGGUUCGUCGAGCUGGAUCUCAUGUGUACCAUUUAGCUUGUUUUGCUUGUGAUUUGUGUCAACGACAGAUGAGCACUGGUGAACAGUUCACAAUUGAUAAUGCAACAGAGGAUAUGAAAUUACUGUGUAAACUUCAUUUUGGUAUAACGACGACUAGUGAAGGAGAUUCUCAUGACAGUAGUAGCAAUGAUUCCCUAUCAAGUUCAACCCCAAAACCAAGUAAAACCAAAAGAGUACGAACAACGUUCACCGAGGAACAACUGCAAAUACUUCAAGCAAAUUUUCAGAUUGACUCUAAUCCAGACGGACAAGAUCUUGAAAGGAUAGCAACUUUAACUGGACUCUCUAAGCGUGUAACUCAAGUUUGGUUUCAAAACUCUCGAGCUCGACAAAAGAAGCAUCUUAACCGUUCUCGAGGUCCAGAAACGGGUCCAACAAGUGGACUUACAGGCUGUGGCCUUGGCAGUGGUACUUCAGGGUCUUCAUGGGGCAAUCCAGGAGAAGUGACCAACUCUAAUCAGUCUUGGUCGCUAUCUAAUAAUCUUUGCUCCGAUGGCAACUCCAAUUGACUCUUGAUCUCAACUUGACAAAAUUGCUUCUCAUUUCCUUUUCCUUUACAUUCACCAACAAUUUUAAAAACUCGCAACAUUCAAAUGAAAUCACAAGAAAAUGGUGAUGCUCAUCACAAAGCCACCAAAUCAUUCCAAGUCACUUGGACAUUACCAAAGAGAGAUUCAUCAUCAUCAUCAUUACCAUUCAUUUGUUCAUUAACCAUCUUCUUGUCCAUCAAGUAAGACCAUAUCAAUCUCUUUUUCUUUGUACAUAAACGCAACUCGACAAAACACUCGACACUCAAUGAUAAUUUAUCAAUGGAAAAAUUCCAGCUUCUUUUGAGUUUCAAGUUUAUUCUGGUUAACAAAGUACAGCCAAAUAAGGUACCAAGCCAAGUAUCAACUUAGCUAUUAACUGUUGCCGUUUAAUCUAAUUACGUUUAAUUUGAUUCUUUUACCCAGAAUAAUGAGACUGAAAAUUUACAGCAAACCUCAAUCAAAUUGAUCCUCAAAGGAUUGUGUACAAAAAAUGAAGCAUUUUUUUCACAACUUACCUUUACUCUCAUUGUGUGUAAUAAUUAACUAACAAUACUCAAUUGUUUUGACUCUUUCAUGCUUCUAAUCAUUUACCUGAUGAUCGAUAAUCAUCGACUGUAAUAUAUUUUAAAAUCGUGUUCAAAUCUCAGUGUUAACAAACCAAAAUAUGUACAAAAUUAAAUGACGAAAAGAGGUAAAAAGAUGAAAAAAAAUAAAGCAAAAUUUUGAA